Molecule: messenger RNA, 4444 nt
Organism: Stegodyphus dumicola
Lineage: Eukaryota; Metazoa; Arthropoda; Arachnida; Araneae; Eresidae
Biological process (GO): phosphorylation
Molecular function (GO): kinase activity; ATP binding
Source: RefSeq, a predicted model, not a curated record
AUUUCUUACGAUGGUGUUUUUACUUUCUCCCUUUUCUGCUCGUUCAAUUCCCACCCCCCGUUUAUAAGUUUCUAAGGAAGGCUGCUCUCGUUAGUUUACCAUUCAGGAAUUAAUUCAUUCAAUUGGAAAUUACUUUGUAGCUGAAUCCUAAUAUAUCACUAUGUUUAUCUUACGCUUAUCAAAUACGAUUUAAGCUUCCAAUGUAAGCUGUAUCUUGAAUGAGCAGUUGGCAAAACAUCAAACCAUUCUUAGUUCUUUCGAACUUCAUAUUUUACUACUCAUGAUUGCGUAAUUGACUUAAUUUCAUAUCCGGGAUGUCAAUGCCAAUUGGUUUCAGUGUUGGUCAGAUCUGCUAAGUUUAAUCUUUAAAGACAUUUCGAUGGGGUCAGUUAUUACAGCGCCGAUUACCUAUAUUUCGGGAUUAAUUUCAGCAGUGUUAUUAAAAUUUCUUUUCUGGUCUAAAUGGGUAUUUUCACGUAUUUAUAUUGCAAGAAAUAAAAAGUCCACUCCAAAGAGAGUCGGAAUUUACGACAAGAAAGCUUUUUCUGAUCCAGAAAAGAUCGGUUUCAUUGUACCUGAAGACGAAUUCCAUUUAGAAUCCCCACGCACUGAAUCACAUCUAAAAACUGGAGAGGAUGAAGUUUUCUGUUACGGAGUUAAUUCUAAGUCGGAAUACCUCAUCGUCAGUAUUUCCAGGCGUAGCGAUCAAAAAGCGGAUGCUUGCAUUUACCUGAAAUUAGCAUCUGGCAAAACCUACCUUUUGCAGAAGACAGACCAUUUCCAACAAUCCUGCAGUGACAAGAAUGUGUUCUCCUGUGGGGAUCUCCAGAUGUCCUACACAUGCCCGAUGAGGAGAUGGAGAAUAUUUUACAGUGGCUACUUAAGGGAAACGAACGAUGAAGAUUCUGAAACACAGCGAAUGGUGUAUGUAAAAUUUGCUUUCUGGUGGAAAGCUUCUUCCAAUAUCUUUGAUGCUACGCUGGAUAUUAACUCAAAAUCACUUGCCGGAGGUCUCUCAAAAGUCGACUGGAAAUCAUCAUAUCCUCCAUUGGAGAAGCUUAAAUGUGCGCUGAAUUUCUAUGUACAAUCUGGAACUCUACAUGGAACUGUAGCUGUGGAUGGGGAACAAGAUGAAAAAGAAGUAUAUUUAUUCGGUCAGCGAAUCAGGAAUUUAGGCGACACAUUGUUCUUGGAGAAUAGUGAAAUAGAUCACAUGUUGGGAUAUGUUCACCAAAAUGGAGUUUAUAUUUACCUAGCGAAAGCUUCUUUAAGUAAUGUUGUAAAAGAUUUAUGCUUUGGCUGCAUCGUACAACCAGACUGCGCCCUGAAAUUUGCGAAGAAAACAGAGAUAAUCGUUACGGAGUCAGAGGAUGUGACAUCCGUAAAAUCAACGUUUCAGAACGAAUGUUCUUAUAAACUGAGUGGAUCGUUCUCUAGUCCAGUCCUGCAGAUCUACAAUAAAAGAGACGGUGUUGCAACUUCUUUCAGUCUGUUUAGUUUCAAUGCAGAUGAGAAGAAAGGAAGCGGAGUUCACAUAAAAAGGCAUAUUACAGAAAUAUCCAGAAAAGAAAUGCCAGAGGUUACAGUAGAGAAAACAUCUCUUUCGGCGUUGCCAUUGGUGGUUACCUUUACUGACCAGCUAUGCCAAGAACCAGAAUUAACGGGAGGAAAAGGAUCAUCGUUGGGGAAACUGAGUCAUUUAAGCAGAGAUUUGCAAACGUUUGUAGUGCCAAAAGGAAUAGUCGUGACUACUACAGCUUAUCAACAUUUCAUUACCGAAGAAAUUCUUGACAAAAUAAAGCUGUUAGAAGAUGUUCUAUAUGGGAACACAGAAGGAGAUGUGAAAGAUAUGUGUAAAAGUUUGUGUGAAGAAUUUGAGAAAACUGAAUUUUCAGAGGAAACAAAUAAAGCCAUAGAAAUGUGUUUGAGAAGAAUGUUUGAAAAUAAUGUAGACUGCCUGAAAUUCGCUGUUCGAUCUUCAGCCACUGGUGAAGAUACUGAGCAAAUGUCUGCCGCUGGUCAAAUGGACACUUUCUUAGGCAUCUCAGGGAUAAAUGAAAUUCUACAUGCUGUGAAAAAAUGUUGGGCUUCGCAGUUCGGGACCAUAGCAAUCCAUUAUAAAAGGCGUUAUGGUCAGUGUUUGAAUUCUCCCAUGGCUGUUGUUAUCCAAGAGAUGAUUGCAUGUGAUGUCGCUGGAGUGCUGUUCACUUGCGAUCCUUUGACAGGAAAACCGACGAUUAUAACUAUAACUGCCAAUUACGGAUUAGGAGAGUCCGUUGUAUCCGGCUCAGAAGAACCGGAUACUAUUGAAUUGCAAAGAGAUCCUGAAGAUCAUUUAUGUGUGAAGAAGAAGGUUAUUGGAGCGAAGAGUCGGAAAAUAAUUAUAAAAGAAGCAGAAGGUACAGUUUUAGAGGAUGUUUCUGAAAAUGAAAAAACAAGCUGUUGUUUGUCAGAGGAUAUGAUUAUGCAACUGGGGCACCUUGGAAUCGAAGUAGAAAAGUAUUACCAUUCGCACAGAGAUAUCGAAUGGGGUUUUUGGAACAACAGUUUAUACCUAUUUCAGUCUCGUCCAUUUACAAGUGGAAUGAAUGAGACGAUAUUUGAAAUAGAUCACGAAUUCGAUUGCCCUCUUAGAGUGGAGAAGGAGUUCUCUUCCACAUGUAAUAUUGGGGAGGUCAUGCCAGGGGCAAUAACACCUUUCGGGCUGGAAUACAUGGCGAAGAUGUUCAGCAUUGCAAUGCAUGCUGAGAAAACAGCAUGGGAGGCUCCAGUUUACAGCCGAUACUUUUUUUUCGGUUGGAUGAUGGCUUACAAUCAUGCAAUGUUCCUUGUUACAGACAUGUUUCGUGGCCAGAAACCUGGAAAUCUACAUUAUUUCGCUCAAGCUACUAUGCUAGCUUUUUUUGGUAGAAUAAUAGAUGAAGAAGAAAUAUUUCAAGUAUGCGAAGAUCGGUAUGGAGAUACAAAACCAAAAUUUUCUCCAUUUUCAUUACUGAGGGUUUUAUGGAUAAAUCAAAAACGACUUCGAAAGGAACAAAAAGCUUAUGCGAAGUAUCGUAUUCAAGUGGAAAAAUUUAAAACUUCCAAAGAUCUUUUUGAUCAUCUCCUGCAAAAUUGCUGCAGUAUACUCAAUGCUUAUGUACCUAACAUGCUAACUUCUCAAGCAUCGAUGGUAUGGAAUUUGUUUGUUUUCACCAUUCUUGGCAAGGCUAGAGGAGGAUUUAGCAACGAAGUUUACAGUGAUCUCGCGUAUCUUCUAAAAACGAGCUGUGAUGUAGAAAGUGCAGACGUACCUUCAGCUAUGCAAAGUCUGGCUUUCCAGAUUUCUGAAGCAAUUAAUGUAGAAGAAUUCAAACGCAUGAGUGUUGAGGAAGCACUACAUUGGCUUCAAAACACACCGUCUGCAGCUGGAAAGAAAUUUCGAGAGUUUUUGGAGAAACAUGGACAUAGAUGUUUGAAAGAAUUUGAUGUUUACUCAAUUCCAUGGGGUUCUGAUCCAAAGCCGUUAGUUAACCUGCUACAGAAUAUGGCUGGAAAUGUUUCGAAAGACUCCACGAAAGCUGGGUCGAAAACUUUCAAUGAAAUUUUAUCAAAUCUUUCUCUGCCUUUAGGGUUCUUUUCCAGAUUGAUGCUAAAAUUUGUAUUGCCUCUUAGUCAUCGAGCUGUCCGAAAUCGGGAAGCUUCAAAGUCUCUUAUGGUAAAAGGAUUUGACGAAUGGAGGAAAGCGUUUAAACAUCUCGCAAAACUGAUGGUGUCGGAAGGACGCAUUCCUGAGGAAGACCUCCUGUUCUUCAUGACUCUUGAUGAGGUUAAAGAGUUGUUGAAUACAAGGUCACCCAAAAUAAUAGCCAGGGCGACUCAGAGGCAAAGGCGACAUCCGGUAAUAAACAAGUAUAUUUUCCCAGAAAUUAUGAAAGGUAUACCCAAGCCUGUUAACUUGAUAGAUGAACCCAUCAUCCCUACAAGUGAAGAUUUUACCAUGACAGGGGUUCCAGUCAGUCAGGGCGUUGCUGAAGGAGCCGUUCGGGUUGCUCUGAAUCUUGAAGAAGCCUCUCAUUUAAAGCCUGGAGAAAUUCUUCUCACAUACGGCACAGAUAUUGGUUGGACCCCUUACUUUCCCACACUGGCUGGAGUUGUUACGGAAUUGGGAGGACUAAUAUCACAUGGAGCUGUUGUCAGUCGAGAAUAUGGUAUACCUUGCAUUGCAGGAUUACAAGGAGCGACAAGAAAAUUUCAGACAGGAGAUUAUGUACGACUUGAUGGCUACAAAGGCAUAUUACAAAAGAUACCACGUCCGGAGAACACGUAAUUUGGAUUUGCAAAACGGAUAUUUUCAUGCAUAAUCAUUACAGGAACUGCACUGCAUGAACGUUCUUCAAAUGAUUCUUUGAAUGUAAAUGCAGUUAGAUCAUAUUAAAUAUAAAUUUUGUCAUUAUUUGAUUCA